Messenger RNA from Ceratina calcarata, 7735 nucleotides. It is a transcript of the gene Rbp6, whose product is annotated as RNA-binding protein 6. Gene Ontology annotation, molecular function: mRNA binding. The coding region runs from base 1076 to 1939 and encodes 287 amino acids. Gene Ontology annotation, biological process: regulation of translation. The record is from RefSeq and is a predicted model, not a curated record. The transcript has 13 exons. Gene Ontology annotation, cellular component: cytoplasm. NCBI's taxonomy places the organism in Eukaryota, Metazoa, Arthropoda, Insecta, Hymenoptera, Apidae.
ACCUCUCGCAGAGCGCGUCGCACGUCCGAGUACCGGCCGCCGCCCGUCAUCAGUAGUCGCCGUACCGCGCAGCCACGUAACCUCUCACCUUCUCCUUAGUUUUUAGUAGUCAGUAGUAGGGGAGAGUGUGGAGAGAAAGAGGAGAAAGAGAGAAAGAGAGGGAGAGAAAGUGAAAAAGAAGAGAAAAAAAUUUUGCGGAAGACCGUAAACGAGAAAUCAGCGAGAAACCGACUGUGAGAAAUAAGGGAGAAAACGAGAGGUCGACAGCCUGUUUUUUCGUCGUGAUCUGUACUCAUCGUAGCAGUCGUUUAUCGUCGUCGUCAUCGACGUCGUCGUUGUCGUUACCGUUGUCGUCUACGUCUACGCGGUGGUCGUAUCUGCCCCCGGUGCCGUCGUCGUCGUCGUCGUCGUCGUCGUCGUCGUCGCCGUCGUCGUCGUCGUCGUCGUCGUCGCCGCCGUCGUCGUGAUCCGGCUCGACGCGACCAACGCGCGGAUAAUUUCGUCGCAGCUCGUUGCCGCGGCAAAAACGAAGAAGCUGAGAGAAGUGCUAACCGUGAAACGUACCGCAUGUACGUACCGUACCACGUACCACCGUCCUGUCGUCGAUAAAUCAUCGCGCGACAACAGCGGAAAAACAACCCCUCGCGCAACCACCGAAAACGACGGAGCGCCGCGCGUUCGGGCGACCAGGGAAACAGAGUGAGACCGGUGAACAACAGAGAGCACGAAGGAGCACGCGUGGAGAACCGAAAAGGCGCGAGUAAACUUAUCGAGGGAACACCGAGGAUCUUGACUGUCAAAAGUCGCGUGAAAGUGCGUGUCGUGCCGUGACAUCGGAAGCGUUGACACGCGGUUAGAUCGGAGUCGAGUAGAGCCGAGGCGGUGUUUUGCCCGAGAUCAAACACGGUUCAGCUGACGACGCGGUCAAAGGCGGAAGAGUAUACGAGAACCGAACAGGGCGGCUAUCGGUAGUGACCGACUGUCACUGCCACUGGUACUAGUGUCAUCGUAGACAGAGUAACCCCGGGCACGCGAGAGCGUUGUCAUAACGACGAGCAGUGCGCCGCGCGUCGCUAUGGAGCCACAGAAUCAGGAAAUCGUUGCGAGCGGUUCACCAGCCGAGGUGCCGAACGAUCCGGGGAAAAUGUUCAUCGGUGGUCUAUCUUGGCAGACCAGUCCAGAGAGCCUCAGAGAGUACUUCACCAAGUAUGGGGACAUCACAGAAGUCAUGGUCAUGAAAGAUCCUACCACGCGACGAUCAAGGGGUUUUGGAUUCAUCACGUUUGCAGAUCCCGCGAGUGUAGACAAAGUGCUGGCACAGGGUAAUCACGAGUUGGACGGCAAGAAAAUCGACCCGAAGGUAGCGUUCCCUAGGAGAACACAUCCAAAGAUGGUGACAAGGACAAAGAAGAUAUUCGUCGGUGGACUUUCGGCACCGACGACACUGGAGGACGUGAAAAACUACUUCGAACAGUUCGGCCCGAUCGAAGAUGCCAUGCUGAUGUUCGACAAGCAGACCAACAGGCACAGAGGCUUCGGCUUCGUCACGUUUCAAAGCGAGGACGUGGUCGACAAAGUCUGCGAGAUUCAUUUCCACGAAAUCAACAACAAAAUGGUCGAAUGCAAGAAAGCACAGCCGAAGGAAGUGAUGCUCCCGGCGAACCUGGCGAAGACGAGAGCAGCCAACAGAGGCGCAUACGAUUUUAUGUGGUCCCUGGGAGCAUUACCUGAUGGUUUCCCUGCGGCGGCGUACGCGGCAUACGCGGCAAGCCGCGGCUAUUCUGGGUAUCCUAGUUUCGGACUGCCCUACCCGACAGGAGCGGUCGUGUACCGCGCAGUGGGGCCAAGGGUGGGCCGAGUGUCCGUGAGCCCCAGCGGGGGUUGCACCGAGGAGGGCAGACGUCUGGGACAGGACUAUUGCCGAGGCCCGAUGUGGUGACGAAGACUACCACGAAGAUGCAGUCACCUAGGGGCGAGUAAUCUACCAUCUACCUAAACCUACUGUCUCUUAGAAACGUCGUCGUAUUAUACAGUGGUUUUUUAUUAUUAUACAUUAUUCAUAGUAAUCUGAUCUAACGUGACCACGACGGGGUGACAAUUUAUACUCUCCCCUAAUUUAUCGUACUGUACAGAAACAGUAAUUAUCAUGAUUUUGGUGCACAUGACGUAAAAAAGCAUCCCGUGGUGGCACGAAGAUUGUAGACAACUUAGACAGACCGAGCUGAACAGUUCUAAAUAGCCUCUGGUUAGAAGCAGUCAGUAGUAAAAGAAAUUCGUUGUCAACUUGACGUUUGUAACUUAACGUUUACAGUAAUUAACUUAGUUAGACCUUAUAAGAUUGCCAACUAAACGUGCGACGGCUGAGGAAAUUAAUUGCGAUUCGCGUCUCUCUAUGAAUAGUCCGGAUCGUGUUUGUCCGAGAUUCCGACGGGACACGCGCGAGAGUAACGUGAGACAAGGCUAGUUGGCAAUCUUAACGGUGUUUAGGCUAUAUUAAUUAGUCAGAGUUUCGAGUUAAAAAUAGAACGACAGAUCGACCGAUCGUAAGACAGUAUCUUUACACGUUGGAAGAGAAUUUUUAUGUGUCGUCUCAGUUUGAUUAAAUGGUUAUAGACACAGUAGUAUAACGAAUACUGGCGAGCUUGGAGGCCUCGGCGGUCGCCGGCGGUCCAGGAAAUAGCGUACGGGCCGUCUGCCGACCACUGCGACCUCAAAACCGUCGAUCCAUAGUUUAUAGAAACAAUAUUUUGAUAGAAAAGUAGAUUAGAGCGUAGAUAGUAUGAGAGUGGUACCUUUAUUUUGUGUGUCGUGUGUAUAUCCGCAGACUCUUAACUGUCCGUAUCUUUUCAAUACGUAUUAUAUUACUACAUUAAUUAUUAUUAUCACCCUUUUUCUAAUGUACUGACCAACCCGCUACAUCUGCGAAUAGUAUUUUUUUGGAGUUACUACUUAGUACUUGAGUACCCGUUACCUCGAACCGUUGUUAUCACUGUUUUAAUACCGUUGGAGUUUACUAGUGUGUUAGAACGCUAUAUUUAGUUGAUUAUCUUAGCGGCGUGAGGUACAGUUUUUACGCGUACGUAGUACUUACUUAGAACAUUUUCGAGGGCUGAAGGUAUAACUGGAUAUCUAUUUAUAUAUAAUAUAUAUUACACGUUUCACCGCUAUUUUAUGCCCAUAACCCAUACCAUUCGAAGGCUCACGAUUAUCAUUAUAUAAUCGUUUUUAUCUAUAUAUUUAUUAGUUGAAUACGUGUGCGUAGUUUAGGAUGUGCUGAGUUUGGACAAUAUUAAAAUUUGAUCGUCCACCCCUUUUUUAACGCUUCGAGUUCUCGUGGUUGCACGAGGGACACGAACGGAGUUCAUAACAGGCCCGGCGCUGUUCACCGACUCACUAUUAACUGAUCAUCGACGUCGCUGUUGAUUGAGCGCGUGAUUCGUCCAGUGUGUGUUGCUUCGUCGAGGCUCUAACGCUUGGAGCAUAUUUCAGGGUAACAAGGCCGCUUUUUCGCAGCACGAAUGAUCGAGCCGCAGGUCGCUGAACGCUUGAAUCACGCAUUAAUAAAAUGAUACACGGACUCCCGUUACGCACGGUAAUCGCGCGCUAAACGCGUUUACCGAAACGAUAAUAAAUUUCGGCGAACCGCUGCUGGUGAAAAAUUCUACUGCACGCCGCGCGUAAAAGUUUCAUUAAUCGAUCGGCAUUCUCUUCCCCUCUUGUCGCCUCGUAAACCUCGUCAUAUUUAUUUCUCCCCCGUCUGCAUUACCAAUAACGCUCCGCUUCAACCGUCCGCCGAUAUUUCAAGAAGACGUAUUUUAUCAGCGGCUCCGUGAUACAUAUCUCCCGCCAUCCAAUCCUGUCUGAAGAAAACGAAUCGGUGCUCGUGCUAACGCCACACGCGAGGGACACGUGUGUGCAUAGGAAUAUCAUAUAGAAAUGUUCUGUUAAAGGAGACGACACGUGCACGUUAUUGGCCACUCUAAAAAUUGCCGUAUCGAUCCAUGAAAUAGUUCCGCUCUUCCGCGAUGUGUAACCAACCGAACAGCUCAUUCGACAUUCACUUCUCAAUUUCGAACGAUAUUUCCUACUAUAUGAGAAUCCAAUAGGCACUCGUUCGUAACGAGGAACUCGAUCGAAUUCCAAUUCUUAUUCUUCUAAUCCGAAAUAUUUAUUGCUUUGAUCCGCCGAUAGUAGUUAUAAUUUUCUUUCGUUUCUCAGUUCUCGUGUUUCAAGCGUUAAACGGAUUGAAAAAUUGAUUGGCCCGCGAUCAGGCGACGCGAGGCUGACCAUUUCGGGAUCGGUUCUCCUGUCAAGAGAUGUCACAGUUGCCCUGCUGUCCGAUAUGUUUCGCGUACCAGGAACAGAUUUCGCGGGUAGCUUCCACACCCUCGAUCAUAUCUACGUCAGCUGGAGAUACACUCCAAAUAGAUGAACUCUUGGCCUAGAUCUUUAUACGUCCCGUGUCGCGUCGUUUCAAUGAAAGCGAUCGAAUCCCGGGAGCGUUAAGAAUUUCGCCUCUGCACGAGAGUGCACACGUGUGCUUUCAACCAUCUUACUGCUUUUCCCGUUCGCGCGUGUACGAACAAUUUUGGAUGCGAAGUAUCCCGCGGCAUUAUCGAUACGCCUCCACCCUUGACGCCCGCGAGAAUCCAGGAGCUCCAAACUACUCGUGGCCCCUUUUCCUUCAAUUUUUUUCCCUUUUUUUUUAAAAACCGUGUGUGAUAAACGUCUGCGGGCGAGGCUUCUCGGGUUCAUUCGUCAUUCGGUCGCUGACAGCGCUCCGAUUUCCAUCCCUUACUUCUACUCUUGCGCUCUGCACUUUGAAAAGCGCCCAUUGUUGGGUCAGGGUUCGAUACAUUCUCGUCGUAAAUACUCCUGAUUGUGAAUUUGUAUUCUCGGUUUUGAUAGUGAAACUACGAUCGUAUUUUCGAUACCGAUCUUCCUUGUAAAUAAUUGCUCGCUCGAAUGCGGGAGAACAAGCGGUAUAAAAUGUGUCCUCCUUCAGAGGAGGAAACGGAACUACCAAAUUUUAAUGCAACAAUAAUCUUAAUCUUACGAUCGCAGCUGCAUUACGUAUUCUGCACUCACUCAUAUCCCUGCGUCGAACUAUUGGCUAUCAGCUAAUCGAAUCGCGGAAACAAAUUUUCGUGAACCGUAUUCGCUGAGCGUUCCUCCCUCCUCAAGGAGGAGCCGGGAAUUCGUAUUAUUUCCCAUAUCCGGCGUCUUCUCGAGAGAGCCGGCCACGUAAUCCAGUGACGAGCAUAUCCCGCGCAACCGGCCACGCUAUUUCCAUUUAUGGUCGGCGAUACGUGGAAGAAAAAGAUAUGAAGUCACGUAAAUCGUCACGGAACAGAGACACGCGGCGAAUAUGGCGGAACGGUCCGAAACUUCCGGUCGAGGGCGGAGGGUCGACCGUGCCGUCCGAUAGAGACAAGCCACACCAUUAAGCGGCGUGAUACCCCAUACAAAUCACGUCGAUCCGCGAUUUAUGGUCCGUUCACCCUCUCACGCCGUCGCGUUAUCAGCCCUACCGGUUACCGUUCCCGAAACGAGAAUCCCGCAUUCCGGGAGUACUUUGUUUUCACACUGUCCGAGCCUGCCUCUUUUUUCCCCAUUUGCUGUUCGUUUUAAUACGUUUCGUGGUCUCUUCUUGACGCCGACGCUGUUCAUACUCUCAUUAUUUAGAGACUCCGUCCUCACGUCAUUUGCAAAAUUUCGUGCUGAUAAAUAUCUACAACUUUUGAUAUCUGAAUUCCUUCAGGUUCUCCGUAUAUUUAAUCAUCGUCGGAAAUCUGUUUACACUAGUUUACAGCGUCUCCUUCGAAUCCCGCGAGGCUCGCAAUGUUUCAUUUAGCUCUGGUAAUCUCGCUAACCAUUUAUCCGUACUCAGAGCCACUAACCCAAUUAACCCGGAACUGGCUUCGGCGACGUAUCGUAAUGUUUUGUGUUGUGCAGGAACUUUUAGCUAUCAUCAUCGAUCUUUCCUUGAUUCUGUACUUUCGACGCUUGUCUACGAGUAAUUCGUUGUAUAUGUUUCGCGAAAGUAGAUCGAGUUGUAGUUUUAAUUACUACAGACGUGAGUACAAUCGUGCAAAUAUCGUAUUUCUAAACGCGCUAAUUGGUAUUUCCUCUCUCGAAAAAGUACGUUAUAGAAGUUGUUUAUUCCCGUUUGGUUUAAAUUUGAAGCCUCUUUGCAGUCUCGUAUAGUAUUACCAAUGAGAAAUGUAUUAAAUUUCUUCUGUGCUGAACAGAAUGGAAAAUAAUAUUAAUUAAUACAUUGAAUUUAAUUAAAAACAGGAUGGAAAAAAUUGAACAUAAGAUUAUUGACAUUUCAUAUCAUAUUCUUUUGUGCUACUCUUAAAGCUGCAAUCCGGUCUACCGUGAGAUACCCGUGUAUCAUUCUGAUUUAUUUUCCAUUCUGGUUAUUCGAUAUUAAUGACGAUUCACCCUUUGAGUUCCUCGCCAUCCACACGAACUUCGUAUCAAUCGACCCUCGCGAGUCCGUCGACACGAGCAUAAAUUCAUGACCAAGUCUCGUUUGGGUGUAUUCCCAUUUUCGCCGGCCGUCUUUUUUCCAGGUCCCGUCCAUUCUUUCCGCUCUCCGCACCGCUUUUGUCGCGCGUUACGCUCCGCGGCUGGUCCGCCUUUGCACGCCGACUUUUAAACUAUUUACCCGUGGCUCUUUGUGCAAUAUCUUUUUCUCUUUUCUUCUUUUGCCUUUCAUUCUUUGAUUCCGAACGGUAAAUGCAGGGGCCGGCGUAAUGCGCGCGCGUAGUCCUCGCGUUUUUUUCCCGAGGAAAAGCGAGCCUGUGGAAAAAAUGGCGGAGAGCGUGACGUCAGAACAUCUGCAUUCAUCGGCGAGCACAAAACGUCGGUGUUUGUUUGACCGGUUUUAAAGGAUCUCCGAUUUUUUCUCCUGCCGGCCAUUCUUGCGAUUAAAAUUCCGUUUCCCCGUUCUCAUUCCUACCCCUCAAUUUUCACCGGGAUUAUUUUUCGUUUUAUUUUACGUUCGAAAUAGAAGUCGUGCCGAGCACAUGAGAAACGACCCGAAAAUUUUCUCCGCGAUUGUCGUGUAUUUUGGUAGAUCGGUGGAAUUUUAGAAAAAGCAUCGGUCGGUCAUUUGUCAUGGUCACCGAUUUUGUUCAAUGUUCAUUUACGAUCUUUCCACCUUUCGACUUAUUUUAGUUCUUUUAAUUUAUUACGUAAAGUAAGUAUUGUACCAUUGAAAUAAUUAAAACAAGUUUUUCCGGCAUCGUUGGUUCAAAGUAUGAGACUAUCAAUUUAGAGUUCAAUAGUGAAGGUAAAAGUACACUAUACUAGUUUUUGGAUAAUUAUUAGUGAUUGUUUGUGAUGGUAAAUUAUUGCUAGAGUAUUACGUAAGAGUAACUAGAGAUCCCUUUUCGAUUAAUGUUUAAUUCUUGUUCCUAACAUCGUUCAAGUUUGUAUAGAACCAUACUUUCCAAUAUAUCAUUCAUAUUUGUUCGUUGAAUACGUACAUAGUUUUUUUUUCUCGUUCCUGCAAUGAAAUGUAAUUUUCCAAAUAUCAGUUUCAUACUUGACUCCAAUAAUAUAUCAAUAUUCAGUUGCAAAAGCGUGUAUAAAUAACUUCAAUCGAUUUCAUGAUCAAGCAAACGAUUAUUAUCUUUAUUGAAAAUCUCCAUUUCUGUUUUAUACACGCGUCGUUCCGAUUUUUUUUUGUUUCCUCAUUCUCAGCUCUCUUCUUGUUCUUUAUUAA